UACCCUUUAACAUAACUACAUAAUUAACCUCUGUCUCAACUCUGAACCACCCGCUUUGGAUGUUAUCACCCAUAACGAAUGGGCUGAUCAGAACUUAUCAGCGCAUUCGAAUGGGCCAGUAGGGGCCAGCUCUGUCUCCUCGCUAACAGCUAACAGCUAGCAGCUAGCUAAGUGGCUACGUUUAGCAGCUUUAGAGGUUAUUGUGGUUAGGGUUAGGGCUGGAUAACGGGUGGGGGGUUCAGGUUACAUUUAGCUAACACAAUACCGCUAGCUACUUGCUAAGUUAUGCUCGCUAAUAAAUCAAAAUCUACAACUUUAAUCCUUUCGUCUGAAGAACAACCGCUCAACAGCGCCCCUACUGACUCUGCUGGUUAAAUCAUCCGAGUCGUGAUCAAACUUACGGAUCAAUGACGGCGACCUACUGCACCUAUUCACCGCUGCCAGCAGUUAGGUGGGCACCUACCGACCCAUAUUUAUGGGCUGAUAACCACUGAUAAUGACCAUUGAAUGGCGUGAUAACGCCCGAAGCCGCUGUCUAAACUCUGAAGGUUCAGUUUUCAAAACAAGCAAUUCUUAAACUGUACCAUCAUAUUUCUGCACUACUACAUCUCCCAGAAUGCCCAGACUCAUCCCACUUCCUGUUUCUAUAUCCUCAUUCAUCCCAAAUCAGAACAAAGAGGGAGGGAAUGAACUUGACCUAGACUUGGAACUGAGCCACAGAGGCAUUGAUGUAAAAUCAGCAGGGAGAAGAUUAAAGCUAAGAACAGUUGUUAAAGCUACAACAGGUGAAGAGCGUUAGACUAGUGUGAAACCAGUGAUCAUCAUGUUGUUGGAUCCAGAUAAGACAAUUUCGCGACCAGAGCUGUUCGAUUUCCACGGAGUCUCAAUGACUCACUACUUCACAGACAACUGGGAGGCUGUCCAAAACUUUCCGGCCAGGCCAGAUGAUAUUCUUAUUGCUACUUACCCCAAAGCAGGUGAGUCCAGAAAUGAAACUGUGGUCACCAGGCUGAAACGUUGGGAUCACCAGGCUCCCUCCUCCUCAGGAACCACAUGGGUGUCCUGCAUCCUGGACCUGCUCUACUUUGGUCAGACGUCUCCAGAGCGUCAGACGUCCAUCCCCAUCCAUGAACGAGUGCCUUUCCUGGAGAUCUUUGCCCCUUCUGUGGCUUUAGUAGGAACCGAUCAGGCAGAAAAGCUCCCCACGACUCCUCGACUCAUUAAGACUCAUUUUCCAGUCCAGUUUGUACCAAAGUCCUUCUGGGAGCAGAACUGCAGGAUGGUCUAUGUGGCGCGAAACGCCAAAGACAACAUGGUGUCUUAUUUUCACUUUGAUCGAAUGGUCAAGGUUCAGCCAGAGGCUGGAGACUGGAAAGACUACUUCCAAAGGUUCAUCAAGGGAAAAAUGGUGUUUGGAUCCUGGUACGACCAUGUGAGUGGAUGGUGGAAGAAGAAACAGACAUAUUCAAACAUCCAUUACAUGUUCUUUGAAGACCUGGUGGAGGAUACUGGGCGGGAAAUAGACAAACUCUGCAGUUUUCUUGGUUUGUCUCCGUCAGCAGAGGUGAAGAAGCAAAUUACAGGUGAAGUGCAGUUUGACACCAUGAAGAAGAACAGCAUGGCCAAUUAUUCCACAUUCCCAGCGAUGGAUUUUAAAAUUUCUCCCUUCAUGAGGAAAGGGAAGGUUGGCGACUGGAAAAACCACUUCACGGUGGCUCAGAAUGAAGAGUUUGAUGAAGACUACAGGAAAAAGAUGAAGGACUCCACACUUCAGUUUCGCUCUGAGAUCUGAACAAUACUGACGUUUGUCUUAAUUACUAAAAAUGAGUCUUAAUAGAAACAACACAUUUUUAUAAUGAUAUGAAGACCCUUUUCCUCCAUCCGUGAGAUUAAGAUACAGUUGAAAUCUGAAAAAAGUCUAUUUAAAGUUUUUUAUGUGAAAAAUUAUUGUUAUUUUGACAGAUUUAUACAACUGCGUAAUUUUCUUAAUUAAUAAUAAAAUUAUUAUUAAUUUGUAAUAAAAUAAUCUAAAGCCAUUUAUAAUUUCCCUCCAACUUUGUGUUGGUGAGAAUUAUUAUGUACAAAUUAAACACAUUUGCUUCUU
Betta splendens (Siamese fighting fish) is the source of this 2104-nucleotide messenger RNA. RefSeq names its product cytosolic sulfotransferase 3-like. Gene Ontology annotation, molecular function: sulfotransferase activity. Bases 824 to 1792 code for a protein of 322 amino acids. The record is from RefSeq and is a predicted model, not a curated record. Gene Ontology annotation, biological process: sulfation. The transcript is spliced from 7 exons. Lineage: Eukaryota; Metazoa; Chordata; Actinopteri; Anabantiformes; Osphronemidae. Gene Ontology annotation, cellular component: cytoplasm.